GAGAGGAUCCCUGAUCAGAACAAAGGAUUGUGCACUUGAGAUGGAAUUUUUCUGGGGAAGUGGCCAGGAAUCACGGCGCCUGCUUUUCUCUUUUUUGCUUCUUGCAAUCUGGAAGGGAGGGAACAGCCAGCUCCACUACUCCAUCCCCGAGGAGGCCAAACACGGAACCUUCGUGGGCCGCAUCGCUCAGGACCUGGGGCUGGAGCUGGCAGAGCUGGUGCCCCGCCUGUUCAGGGUGGCGUCCAAGGACCGCGGGGACCUUCUGGAGGUAAAUCUGCAGAAUGGCAUUUUGUUUGUGAAUUCUCGGAUCGACCGGGAGGCGCUGUGCGGGCGGAGCUUGGAGUGUAGCAUCCACCUGGAGGUGAUCGUGGACCGGCCGCUGCAGGUUUUCCACGUGGAGGUGGAGGUGAGGGACAUUAACGACAACCCGCCUAGGUUCUCCCGACCAGAACAAAGAUUACUUAUUUUAGAGUCAAGAAUGCCAGACUCGCGGUUUCCGAUAGAGGGCGCAUCUGACAUGGAUACAGGAGCCAAUGCAGCCUUGAGUUAUAAGCUAAACCCUAAUGAAUAUUUUGACUUGGAUCUUAAAAGAAACGAAGAAGAAACAAACGUCUUAGAGCUGGUUUUGAAGAAGCCUUUAGACAGAGAAGAAGCCCAAGAGCAUCGUUUGCUAUUGAUUGCAACCGAUGGAGGGAAACCUGAACUAACAGGUACUGUACAGUUACUGAUUGACGUACUGGAUGCAAAUGAUAACGCUCCGAAGUUUGAUAAAGCUAUUUAUAACGUUAGAUUGUUGGAAAAUACACCCAACGAGACAUUAGUAGUUAAACUUAACGCUUCAGAUGCGGAUGAGGGAAUUAAUAGUGAAAUACUAUUCAACCAGCGGAGAAAUAAAAGUUAA
Messenger RNA from Alexandromys fortis (reed vole), 901 nucleotides. RefSeq names its product protocadherin alpha-5-like. Bases 41 to 901 code for a protein of 286 amino acids. Gene Ontology annotation, molecular function: calcium ion binding. The transcript has 3 exons. Gene Ontology annotation, biological process: homophilic cell-cell adhesion. The record is from RefSeq and is a predicted model, not a curated record. Lineage: Eukaryota; Metazoa; Chordata; Mammalia; Rodentia; Cricetidae. Gene Ontology annotation, cellular component: plasma membrane.